Anopheles maculipalpis is the source of this 424-nucleotide messenger RNA. It is a transcript of the gene Dad1, whose product is annotated as dolichyl-diphosphooligosaccharide--protein glycosyltransferase subunit DAD1. Lineage: Eukaryota; Metazoa; Arthropoda; Insecta; Diptera; Culicidae. The transcript has 2 exons. The coding region runs from base 2 to 340 and encodes 112 amino acids. Gene Ontology annotation, cellular component: membrane; oligosaccharyltransferase complex. Gene Ontology annotation, biological process: protein N-linked glycosylation. The record is from RefSeq and is a predicted model, not a curated record.
AAUGAAAAACCUCACGGAAGUGCUGUAUAAGUUCUACGAUGAGUACGCGCACAAAACGCCCAAGAAGCUGAAAAUCGUCGACGCCUACUUGCUGUACAUUCUGCUGACCGGCAUCACGCAGUUUGUUUACUGCUGCCUCGUUGGAACAUUCCCGUUCAAUUCGUUCCUGGCUGGGUUUAUCAGCACGGUGAGCUGCUUCGUGCUGGGUGUCUGCCUGCGCCUCCAGUCUAACCCACAGAACAAGGAACAGUUCCUUGGAAUCUCGCCCGAGCGUGGAUUCGCAGAUUUUGUGUUCGCUCACAUAAUUCUUCACCUGGUUGUGUUCAACUUCAUUGGAUAAAGGAAAUCCCAGUGGCGAUGAGCUGCAUUGUGGAUGCAUUUAGAUGUUGUAAGUUGAUAAAAUUAAAUCGGUAAAUACAGAAGC